Molecule: messenger RNA, 1608 nt
Organism: Daldinia childiae
Lineage: Eukaryota; Fungi; Ascomycota; Sordariomycetes; Xylariales; Hypoxylaceae
Exons: 5
Coding region: 1-1608 (535 amino acids)
Source: RefSeq, a predicted model, not a curated record
AUGAAGAAGCGUAUUGUUAUUUGUUGUGAUGGGACUUGGCAAAAUUCGGACAAUGGCUACGUUAAGCCAUCUGCUUCCAAUCCUGUACCGACCCUCCAGAUCCCGUCGAACGUAACACGCAUCUCAAGAGCUUUCAAAAGGGGUUGUUCUAAUGGGACAUUCCAAAUUAUCUAUUAUCAGUCCGGCGUCGGCUCUAGAGCAGGUGUCGUCGACAGAAUCAUAGGCGGUGCAUUUGGAAUCGGAAUAGCAGAGAAUAUUCGCGAGGCUUACGCCUAUAUUUGUGCGAACUAUGUUGAUGGGGACGAAAUCAUUCUUGUCGGUUUCAGCCGCGGAGCUUUCACUGCGAGGUCUAUCGGCGGAAUGAUAUCUGAUCUAGGUUUGCUCACCCGCGAGGGCAUGGAGUUCUUCUAUCCGGUCUUCAAAGAUAUGCAGAACUGGAUGAAUCCCCAUUACGAGGAUCAAUUUCCACAGGUGCCAUUCCCAAAUAAACCAAAAGGGUCUCGCGCUGCCGACGAGUACCGUGACAUGCUUGUUAAGAUCGAGCAUGGGUUUCAUGCCCUCGCAUUAGACGAAACCCGCGGUCCGUUCAGCCCGACAUUAUGGGAGCGGCAACCAGAAUAUCGAGACACUUCAGAUCUUCGACAAGUUUGGUUCCCCGGUAGUCAUGGAAACGUGGGAGGUGGUUGGGCCGAUCAAGGCGUUUCUAAUAUAACCCUUGCUUGGAUGAUGGAUCAACUCUCUUCCGUUGGCUGUGAAUUCGUAGAUGACGCCCUUGAGAGACUCUACGAUCGUAAUGUGAAAUAUUACCACAGUUUGACGCCGGAAAAGACGAGACGCGAGAAGCUUGCUAACUAUUCUUGUGGAUGCUGCGGGGCCAUUCGACAGAAAGAGCCCCUACCUUGGGCAGCAAUGCCUAUCUUUCAUCCGAACAAACCUGUCCGCCCGUGGUCCCUGCAUAGCAUCCAAGCGGUGAAGAGCCCAAUUUAUGAUCUCGUUGGACGCGUUACUCGUUCGCCUGGCAUGUACAGGAAGAUGAAUCCUGAAAAUGGACGGCCGACACGUGCCUUUCUUAAGGAUACGAACGAGCGCAUCCACAGUUCGGUGCGCGUCCGCCUUGCGUGUGAAGGUUUGGGGCUCAACGACUCGAAUAUUUGGGAAUGUAAAGCCUUGGUACGAGCGUGGCGUCCUCGUCGCGUGGCUCAAACAUUUUCUGACCCUGUGCCGCACGAUGCUAGUUGGGGACGAAAAGCUAAUGGCGAUACUGGAGGGAGGCAGUCUAAUACCGCCAACGGUAGCAGCGCUGCUCCUAGUAAAGCCAUUUAUGACGCAGAGGAAAGCGAAAGUACUACUACGCAAGGAGGCAGUUCCCGCGAGGAACUACGCUGGGUCUGGGAGUAUAUAGGUCCUGAGGCGGGUGCUCCGUAUGUUCGGACAUUGGUGGAAGAGAACAUAGGUCCGUGGGAAAGACAUUUGCUGGAGUUAUCUUCUGGCAAAGUGCACGUUCGCGAGUACGCGGAUGCCCAGGAUGUCAAUAAUCUCAAAGCUUUCAGUAGUGGAGUUCCUGCGAAGAAGUCGAUUCUGAGGAAGGCGAACAAAUCGACUCCAUGA